Molecule: messenger RNA, 998 nt
Organism: Penaeus indicus
Lineage: Eukaryota; Metazoa; Arthropoda; Malacostraca; Decapoda; Penaeidae
Gene: eIF1
Product: eukaryotic translation initiation factor eIF1
Exons: 4
Coding region: 138-470 (110 amino acids)
Biological process (GO): translational initiation
Cellular component (GO): eukaryotic 43S preinitiation complex
Molecular function (GO): translation initiation factor activity; RNA binding; ribosomal small subunit binding
Source: RefSeq, a predicted model, not a curated record
AUCCGGGGUCUGGUGAAAGUUGCCUCUCCGCCAUUGCAGCAAGUAGCGUCUCCGCACCCAAUAUUCAUCACGAAUCAUCCAUCUGUCCGCAGAGGGAAACCGAUUCAUUCUCGCACACGUAUAUUCAACAGAGUCGCAUGUCAAUCCAGAACCUCAAUACAUAUGACCCCUUUGCUGAUGCAGCACGUGGGACAGACGAGGGUGUCCAGGAUGGCCUUGUGCAUAUAAGAAUCCAGCAGCGCAAUGGCCGAAAGACGCUCACAACGGUACAAGGCCUUUCUUCAGACUAUGAUCUGAAGAAGAUUGUCCGUGCCUGCAAAAAGGAAUUUGCAUGUAACGGCACAGUAGUUGAACAUCCUGAAUACGGCGAGGUAUUGCAGUUGCAGGGUGAUCAGCGUGAAAAUAUCUGCCAGUUCCUGACCAGGGUGGGGCUGGUCAAGGCUGAGCAGAUAAAGGUGCACGGUUUUUAAUGUACUACUAUCACAUUACCACCACCGCCUACACCUGCUGCUGCCCUGCUGUCUGGUGUCCUGGUAAUAAAAAUCCACAACCAUGUGAUUUCCUGCUAUCAACGGUUCCGGGGCUGGCACUGCGGUAGUACGAUCGUCAUCGUCACAGUGGCGGUGGCGGCAAGGAUGCGGCAUAACGUGCCCAUGCACAACACCAUGCAACCCACGUGCCACCACCCCCGAGCAAUAACAUCAUUAUCAAAUGAAUUUGAGUAACUUUAACCUCCCGAUAGAACAUGUAAAGGAAAUAUUUACUUGACAACUUUGAGACUAGAAUGUAUCUGGAUAAUUGUAUAGAUGUGUUCCGGGAAUGAAUGAUUAUGUUAGUGUGUGUGUAAGGACUGAUUUGAUUUUCAGGCUGUUAUUUUUCUACAAAGGAGUACUCAAAUUGGUUUUUAUGUUCUAUGUAGUGUUUUGGUGUUUUAGUAAAGCAUGUCAGUGACGUAUAACCAAAUGAAAACCUCAAAUAAAAGAGGAAAAUCUUAACAA